AUGGUGCUCGUGUCUGUUUUUCUCUUCCUUCAAGUGUUUUCAGCGAAAGCUAUCCCAGGACUCGUCCCUUCUACUUACUGUAAGACCGCAAUUCCGGGAACAUGCGAGUCCAAAAUCGAUGUAUUUGCGGGCCGCAUGGAUUCCGCUGUUUCGGUCGUGGCUUACCCACCUGAAAAAUUUGACCAAUGUACCACCGAAGGAACUUACAAGCCUGCGGAGAAUUUGGGUGAACUUGUUUUUGGUCAGCGUUUGUCAACGACUGCUUUCCAGAUAAAUUUUGCCGAACCUGUUAACUGUAAGGCGUUAUGUGUCAAGAAGUACCCAGACCAGUCUACCCCGUCCGUCUCGGCCUAUAAUGACCUGCUUAGUGGGAUCAAGAGUUUCUACGACCGGCAUUGGUAA
Molecule: messenger RNA, 402 nt
Organism: Dibothriocephalus latus
Lineage: Eukaryota; Metazoa; Platyhelminthes; Cestoda; Diphyllobothriidea; Diphyllobothriidae
Source: the annotation of a GenBank genome assembly